UCUUUAAUCUUUUCUUUCGGAUUCGAAAAUGGAUCCCAAAUCCCAUGCCACGCCGCAGCACAGCUAGCUCGCUCCUAUUUAAUUCACUCGGUUUGGUUUGGUUUGGUUUGUCCACGUCGUCGUCGUCGUCUAUAUAACCACACCCGCCGCCGGUCGCUGUCUACUAGUACUAGCUAGCUCGCCUCCAGCUAGAUCAUCCCUCGCCCAGCCACACGCCACACCGUACAUUCAUUCGCGCGCGCAUCUGGAGAUCGGCCCUAUCCGCGUUGCAAUUUGCAUGGGCAGCAGCUCCGACGAGUGCUCGCCGGCGAGGGAGAUGUGCAUGGAGGUCGGCGGCGGCCGGGGGAGGCGCGGCGGCGGGGGCAGCAGGUCGGCAGCGGACGGCGGCAGGACCGCCAAGCAGAAGCAGCCGCAGCGUGGACUGGGCGUCGCGCAGCUCGAGAAGAUCCGCCUCCACAACCAGAUGCUGGCCGCGUACCGCUCCGCCACCCGGCAGCCGCCGCACGACCACCCCCAGCAGCCGCAGGGCCACGACGUCGUCGUCGACGCUGCCACGCAUUUUCAGCUGGUGCCGCCGCCACGGAGCGACUCCAGCCCGUUCCAGCCGUACCACCACCGGGGCGUCGUGCAGUACUACGGCGGCAUGUACAGCAGGACCGCAACGAGCCCGCCGUCGCUGUACGCGCACGACGUCAGGGACUCGUCGGGACACAGGCUGGGUCCGCCGCCGCCGCAGCAGCACUACUGCAUGACGAUGAUGAGCAGCAGCAGCAGCAGGAGCGACGACGGUGCCUGCAGCGCCGCCGAGGAGCUCGACUUGGAGCUCAGGUUGUAGCAGGGACCGGCUGCAGCUUUUGGUUUUGUUCUGGGCUGGGUCAUGUAAUCGCUUCGGGAUCACUUGGAUCAUCCAUUGCUAUCAUGCAUGCAUGGGCCAAGAACAUGCAUCAUAUAUAGAAUUGAACUCUCGAUUGAUCUUGUUGAGAGAUGAAAA
Messenger RNA from Zea mays, 991 nucleotides. RefSeq lists its product as uncharacterized. The transcript has a single exon. Bases 278 to 835 code for a protein of 185 amino acids. NCBI's taxonomy places the organism in Eukaryota, Viridiplantae, Streptophyta, Magnoliopsida, Poales, Poaceae. The record is from RefSeq and is marked validated. Gene Ontology annotation, molecular function: DNA-binding transcription factor activity.